Lagopus leucura (white-tailed ptarmigan) is the source of this 1606-nucleotide messenger RNA. It is a transcript of the gene GATD1, whose product is annotated as glutamine amidotransferase class 1 domain containing 1. The coding region runs from base 32 to 685 and encodes 217 amino acids. Lineage: Eukaryota; Metazoa; Chordata; Aves; Galliformes; Phasianidae. The transcript has 8 exons. The record is from RefSeq and is a predicted model, not a curated record.
CCGGCUCCGCGCACCACCGCCCGUCCCUGCCAUGUCGGAGCGGCUCGGCAAACCCACCUGCCUCCUCGUUGCCAGCGCUGCCGCCGCGGGGGUGUCAGCCCAGUCCUUCCUGCAGUGUUUCACGCUGAGCAGCUCUGCCUUCAACCUGCAAGUUGCCACUCCCGGGGGCAAGUCGAUUGAUUUUGUGGAUGUGAAUGAGAGCAACAUGCGCUGGAUACAGGACUUCCGUAUGAAGUCAUAUGCAAGCCCUGCCAAGCUGGAGUCAAUUGAUGGUGCUAGAUACCAUGCACUGCUGAUUCCAAACUGCCCAGGGGCUACGACUGAUCUUGCAAACAGUGGGUACCUGGCAAAGAUAUUGCAGCACUUCUGCACAGAGAACAAGCCUAUCUGUGCUGUUGGACAUGGUGUUGCAGCUUUGUGUUGUGCCACCAAUGAGGAUAAAACCUGGGUAUUUCAGGGAUACAGCCUGACAGGGCCCUCUGUGUAUGAACUAAUAAGGCAGCCUAAUUUUGCCAGUUUGCCCAUUAUUGUGGAAGACUUUGUGAAAGAUUCUGGAGCUACGUUUAGCGCCAGCCAACCAGAUUCUGUACACGUUGUGCUGGACAGGCACUUGGUGACAGGACAGAAUGAAAAUUCCACCCUUCCAGCUGUCCAGAAUCUUCUUAUUCUUUGCAAUGUCAGGUGAAUGUGUGUUAGAAGUCCUUUCCUGGAUGUGGACUAACAGGUGAUGUCAUGUUUGGAUGUGUUUCAUUCAGCAGGAAAUAAAGGAGAAGGUCUCUUUGCAAAUAGGAUGGACGAAGAGCCAGCAGGCUAAGGACUCACUUGACUUUUAACUGGAUAAAACGUGUUUAAAUUUCUAUCCUGGACUAUGAAGUGACUGUGAUGUUGAAGUGGCAGUAUUAGGUUCUCUGUAUACAGAAUGGAGGAAUGUUGUGGGUAAGAGAAUUUGGAAGUGCAUCAUGCUUCAAAGCAAUUAUGAAACCACCUUGUUUGUUACUGCAUCUUCACUGCUCUCCAGACCCUUACCUUACAGUGAUAACUGGUGGUACCAGCAACUUACCUGUUUAAAACAAAGAACAAAAAAUCAGUGGCUAUGAAUAUUGUUCAUUGAGGAUGAAGACAGUGUUCUUGGCUGACAUCAUACCAAUCAUCAUUUCUAGUUCAAACACAAGAAUCUUCACACGGAUGUGUCCUUUCAGAGGUGUUCUUAACCUUCCUUCCUUUUUCAGUUACUGUCUGAAUUCAGAAUGCAUCUGUGACACUUCAGUAUGCUUGGAACAGGAUGGAAAAUGCUGAGCUGUGUGCAAUAAAGCAGGAUCAGUUGUCUGAAGAUGUUUCACUGUGGUGCUGCUGCUGGCAUGACGUGCCCUUGUUUUCCUCUUGCAUGUUCACAUGAAUGGUCUACAGUUUAAAAUUAUCUUUAAAUUGCCUUCUGUUUGGUUAGCUGCUGUGCUUUGUGGUGUUUGUGUCACCAUUGUUGUUUCUCUCUGGCAAGUAUGUUGCAAUUGUCUUGCUGAAAUCUUAUGGACAAAAGAAAAGACGUAGUGGAUAGCAUGGAUCAGUCUUGUGAAGAACUGUAAGAUAAAAUCUGACUUUCUGCGUAUCA